Molecule: messenger RNA, 2010 nt
Organism: Lodderomyces beijingensis
Lineage: Eukaryota; Fungi; Ascomycota; Pichiomycetes; Serinales; Debaryomycetaceae
Source: the annotation of a GenBank genome assembly
AUGAAUGUGCUUAAAUUCCAAAAAAAGUACCCGGUGUUGCAACAAUCGGACUUGUUCAACAUCAUUGACGAUUUUCGAGCCAUUGAUGUGGACGAAAAGGGCUGGGUCGAAAAGAAGGACGUCAUCAACAGUGUGAGCAAGAAAGGUGAAUACUCGUAUGACCAAGCUAGGGAAACUUUGAAGCACGUGGACGUUGACGCGUCUGGCCAUGUUGAAUUGGAUGAUUAUGUUGAAUUGAUUGCCAAAUUGAAGGAAUCAAGCCUUGAUGACAACAACGGCAACGGCAAUAGCACCGGCACCACCACCAAUAACAGCGGCAACUUACUCGCGUCUCCAAAGGGCAACAAUUUCUCCCCAGAAGUGGUUUCGCCCGGUAGGUUCAACAAAAGGGCAGCGCCUCCAAUUCCAAAUGCGCAAUCUAACCAGAGACGGACUUUUAUUGAAGGGAAAACGUCGGGGACAACGCAUACCAUCAACGACGAAGAAAGGACCGAGUUCACUAGACACAUCAACUCUGUCUUGGAGAGCGAUCCUGACAUUGGGGACCGGUUCCCGUUUGAUACGGAGACAUUCCAGGUUUUCGACGAGUGCAGGGACGGUUUAGUCUUGAGUAAAUUGAUCAACGACUCGGUUCCAGACACCAUCGAUACAAGGGUCUUGAACAUGCCCAAUGCUAAAAAACAGUUGAACAACUUUCAAAUGUCUGAGAAUGCAAACAUUGUUAUCAACUCGGCAAAGGCCAUUGGAUGCGUCGUUGUGAAUGUUCACUCUGAAGAUAUCAUUGAUGGAAAAGAGCAUUUGAUUUUGGGGUUGAUAUGGCAGAUUAUCAGAAGAGGAUUGUUGAGCAAGGUCGAUAUCAAGUACCAUCCGGAGUUGUACCGUUUGUUGGAAGAUGACGAGACCUUGGAGCAGUUUUUGAGGUUGCCUCCCGAGCAGAUUCUUUUGCGCUGGUUCAACUACCACUUGAACAAUGCAAACUCAAACAGGAGGGUGGCAAACUUUGGUAAAGACGUUAGUGACGGAGAAAACUACACCGUUUUGCUCAACCAGUUGAAGCCCGACGUGUGUGACUUGUCGCCUUUAAAGACCCACGAUGUCUUGACAAGGGCAGGCCAAGUCCUUGAGAACGCAGACAAGAUUGGCUGUAGAAAGUACUUGACUCCCAACUCUUUGGUCUCGGGUAACACCAAGCUUAAUUUAGCGUUUGUUGCCAACUUGUUCAACACCUACCCCGGGUUGGAUCCUAUUGAAGAGCACGAGCAAAUUGAAAUUGAGGAGUUUGACGCAGAGGGAGAAAGAGAAGCUCGUGUUUUCACUUUGUGGUUGAACUCGUUGGAUGUUGAUCCCGCGGUGGUUUCAUUGUUUGAGGACUUGAAGGACGGUUUGAUCUUGCUCCAAGCGUUUGACAAGGUUCUUCCCGGAAGUGUGGCCUUUAAGCACGUCAACAAGAAGCCUGCAAACGGAGGCGAGGUUUCCAGGUUUAAAGCUUUGGAGAAUACAAACUACGGUGUUGAAAUUGGGAAAGCCAAUGGCUUUUCGCUUGUUGGUAUCGAUGGGUCGGAUAUUGUUGAUGGCAACAAGCUCUUGACAUUGGGACUUGUGUGGCAGUUGAUGAGAAGAAACAUUAUAAACACAUUAUCGGUAUUGGGCAAAGGCGGCCAAUUGUCCGAUGCCGAUAUCUUGAAGUGGUCCAACCUGCAAGUUUCCAAGAACCCAAGCAAAGCGUCAGCCCAAACAAUUCGUUCCUUCAAGGACUCGUCCUUGUCCGAUGGUGUUUACUUGUUGGACGUUUUGAACGGAAUGAAGCCCGGCUACGUUGACUACGACUUGGUCUACCAAGGCCCCGGUCUUUCCGAAGAACAGAAAUACGCAAAUGCGAGAUUGGCCAUUUCCAUUGCCAGAAAAAUGGGUGCUUUAAUCUGGUUGGUGCCCGAGGAUAUCAACGAAGUGAGGAGUAGGUUGAUCUUGUCGUUUGUUGGAAGCUUGAUGGCUGUUGCUGAGAACAAGUAA